GUGGCAGCACGGUAGGCACGGUCGUUUUCGGUUGCGUUGGAAGGCGCCGGCGAUGUGUUGUACCCAUAGUUGUAUCUAGCGUGCCUGCUCAGGCAGCAAAAUUGACAAAAUCUUGAAGGCGCCUCCGACGGUUUCGCCAGCCACAACCGAUCGUUUUCUUUACAUUGGCGCCGUCACAAAAAUGGCCAAAGGCUCUCUGAAGAGCAGACUUGACGGCAGCAGCCUCGACCUGAGUCUGAACGAGCUCACCGAGCCACCCGUGAAAGAACUCGCGGAACUACCAAAAGCCGUGAAGCUCGACUUAUCUUGCAAUAAAAUCGCUGCGCUUCCCGAUGCGUUCUGUGCCUUGACGCAUCUCAAGGAGCUCGACCUGAGCAAGAACCAGCUGCGAGAACUGCCGGCGAACUUUGGCCGCCUCAAUGCCCUACAUAAGCUCGACCUCUACGGCAACAACUUGACGACUCUGCCGUUGAGCAUGUGUCGCAUGAAAGCUCUUCGUUGGCUCGACUUGAAGGGAAAUCCUCUUGAGCCCCGGCUCAAGGCGGUCGCCGGCGACUGCCUCAACGAGAAACAGUGCCUUCAGUGCGCCAAGAAGGUUGUCGAGUACCUUCAGGCGCAAGAAUCGGAACUGGAGCGCGAAAAGCAGAAGCAUCUCAGGGCACAAAGAGAGCAAGAGGCACUGCGAAAAGCAGAAGAGGAGAAGGAAGCGGAACGCCAGAGGCUAGAGAAAAAGGCUGAACGUGAAAAGAAGAAAGCAGAGCUGCGGCAGAAGAAAGAGCAACAGUUCAAGCAGAAGCAGGAGCUCAUGAAGGAGACGGAAGUGGCACAAGGAAAACUGCAGCAGUCUAAGAAAGAUGGGAAAGCAAGUACAAAAUCAGCUCCUGGCAACAGUAAGCGUGGAGGGUGCUUCUCUAUGCUGAUGACGCUGCUCAUCACCUUGCUUCUCUUGGCGGCCUCCCUGUUCAGUGCGGUUGUGGUGUACUCAUUUUACAAGCACAAAUGUCCCAUCACAUGGCCUUACAUACAAGAUGUGGUACACCAGCAUUGGCGACCGGUGCAGCUUUACCUACUCCAAGGCUGGGACUUGGCCAGCGUGCAAGUACAGCUGUGGACCAAAGAGAUUAUCCGUGUGGUCCAGUCGCUCGGUGCAGUGAAGGCCAAGAACUGACGAUGGAUUUGGUUCCCUUCACUUGUGCGUUCCAUCAAUACAUUCAGUUUGUCCUGUCUUCAAAAAUGGCUCAAUCCCAGCCAAAGCGACCGCAUUUCGAUGGGGACGAAAUGCAAUAACGCCUGCUUACUUAUAUUUUCAAGAGCCCGAGGUGGUAAAAAUUAAUCUGUGGUCUCCCACUAUAGUGUGCAUUCAGAUCAUGGUUAUGGCACAUAAAAGCCCAGAAUUUUUUUCGAAGAAGGCUGUGAGGGGUGUCUGAAUUUUUGAAAUUCUGAAUGCGAAUCCGAUGCAUCUGAUUCGGUUUGAGGGCGUGAUAUCCAAUUAUAUUGGAAUGUAUGAGGUUAGCACGAUCAUUGAAGCCUACCCGUCGUAGAGAAGGCCCAUAUGCAUGUGGUCCUCUGGCAGUUUCAAGCAGUCAUUGUAACUCUGGUAACCUUUCACUUUUUCCUGAUUUACAUAUUUUAAUCUGCGCCAUUGAACGAGCUCUUAAUAGCAUUGCUGCAGUUGCUCUAGGUUUUUUAAGUACUCUUGAAGCAGAAUACUAUCUGUAUUCAAAGCCUGCAUUUUCCAAAUAUUUAAUUGAAUUUGAAUAUUUAAUUGUGUUAUGGAUACCCCUAUUUUAUAUUUGUAAGUGCCAAAACGAUGCAAGGCAUCGCUGGCCUCUAGGGAGCACCGCAUGACACGGUAUACUUGAGGUACAGUUAUUAAAGGUUUGUCAUUCACUGCUCGCUUCGGAGUGGCACACAGUUAUUGGGCAUUGACACAACUCAUGCUUUGAUAGUUAAUUUGUGAAUAAAUGUAAUCUUUAUAGCUUC
Messenger RNA from Dermacentor albipictus, 1983 nucleotides. RefSeq names its product leucine-rich repeat-containing protein 59-like. The record is from RefSeq and is a predicted model, not a curated record. Gene Ontology annotation, molecular function: protein binding. Lineage: Eukaryota; Metazoa; Arthropoda; Arachnida; Ixodida; Ixodidae.